Messenger RNA from Necator americanus (New World hookworm), 1143 nucleotides. RefSeq lists its product as uncharacterized. The transcript has 6 exons. Gene Ontology annotation, biological process: anatomical structure development; regulation of transcription by RNA polymerase II; regulation of cell population proliferation. Bases 1 to 1143 code for a protein of 380 amino acids. The record is from RefSeq and is a predicted model, not a curated record. Gene Ontology annotation, molecular function: RNA polymerase II transcription regulatory region sequence-specific DNA binding; DNA-binding transcription factor activity, RNA polymerase II-specific. Gene Ontology annotation, cellular component: nucleus. Lineage: Eukaryota; Metazoa; Nematoda; Chromadorea; Rhabditida; Ancylostomatidae.
AUGACCCGGAGACGACCUUGCGUCCUGCGUCUCUCAAAACGAAUGGUAUCUGGUUGCGCGCUGUUCGCCUGUGAGCGGCGCAGUGUCUUGCCUCGCGGCAUUCUGCCUGUACCAUACAGCGGCGAUUGGUCGCUCCUGUUCGUCACCAUGUUAAUACUUACUAGUCAGAAAGAUCGCUCGGUCAUCGACCGAAUUGGCACUGCUCUACGUGUUGCGCAGGAAGGAGCUUUUAGUCCUACUCUUACUGGAUCCCCUGAACCUCCAACUUCGCCGAGUCAUUUGAAGCGUAGUGCUUCAUCAGUUGAACCUACCAGCAGCUAUAAGAAGUGUGCCGCUGAGGAAACCACUAGCAACGGUUCAGUAAGCCCACACCUCAGUUUCGCUAGUUCUGUUUGUCUGGACGACAUAUUUUGCUCAGUUCCUGGUCGGCUCUCCCUUCUUAGCAGCACCUGUAAAUAUAAAGUUACUCUUGCCGAGAUACAAAGACGUCUCUCACCUCCAGAAAAUUUGAACGCCUCGAUCCUCGGUGGGAUUUUGAGGAGAGCGAAAUCCAAGAACGGUGGCAAGGAGCUGAGGGAUAUGCUAGAUAAAAUGGGUUUGAAUUUACCAGUAGGCCGACGCAAGUCGGCUACCGUCACUCUACUCACCUCCCUUGUUGAAGGUGAAGCUACACAUCUUGCUCGCGACUUCGCUUUUAUCACCGAGACGGAAUUUCCAGCUGUCAGUCUAGCUGCCCAUGUUACUGAGCAACAUCGAACUAAUAACGAAAACUUGCAAAAACGGAAAGAGUGCUUGUUGAGUGCCGUGCAGAUUUUGCAAGAGUUCAUAGAUUUGCUGAGCUCAUCCUCAGUUGACGAGGUUGCCGCACCUUACACAAUACAAGCAGACCUCCGACACUUCAGCUUAUGUACUCACGGAUUUGGAACUCCAGCAAUGAUAGCAUCUAUGCAAGCCUUCCUCAAGUAUGUGAAAGCGUCGAUGGAGAAUCUCACUCCUGCAAAUGUAGUUCAGUCGUUUGAUCCGGAUGAAAUCGACUUCGCUACUUUGUAUCAGAAAAUGCAAAUGAAGGGUAUCAAUUCGAGUGUUAUCAGGAGUGUUCUUAACAGUCCAACGCUGUUUAACGUGGCCAACGUCCCUCAAUAG